Sparassis crispa is the source of this 249-nucleotide messenger RNA. RefSeq lists its product as hypothetical. NCBI's taxonomy places the organism in Eukaryota, Fungi, Basidiomycota, Agaricomycetes, Polyporales, Sparassidaceae. The transcript is spliced from 2 exons. Bases 1 to 249 code for a protein of 82 amino acids. The record is from RefSeq and is a predicted model, not a curated record.
AUGGCAGCGCGGGCAGACGAAGCUCCUGUGUUUCCGAGAUCCGGCGGAACUGCUCAUAAGCCGAAGGCAUUCAACCUCGAUACUUACAAGGCCCACGCGCUUGGUGACUACCCUGCAACUAUCAGAUGGCUUGGCACCACAGAUUCAUACUCGACGGAGCCGGGAGAGCUUGAGCACCGCACUUCUAAGGCGCGGUAUGCUCGCACUAGUCGCAAGCAAUAUAUCAGACAAAUUACCCAGAUAGAGUGA